Messenger RNA from Punica granatum (pomegranate), 408 nucleotides. The record is from RefSeq and is a predicted model, not a curated record. NCBI's taxonomy places the organism in Eukaryota, Viridiplantae, Streptophyta, Magnoliopsida, Myrtales, Lythraceae.
AUGACGGUGGCGGAGCCGGCUGCUUGGUCGGACCCACGAAGUGCCACAGCAGACCCCACAGGGCUCGCAAAGAUUAGCCUAGACAUCCUCCUUUCCAAGGCGAAUGCGACCUUAAGAGAAGCCAUCAAGCUCUACACGGGGACAGGUGCCGAGCCCAUUGUUUACCAGUACUACGGGGCCUGCAUAGACGUCUACAUCGUCUCGGUUGUGAAGCUUCUUCCCAAUGCCUCAACUGAUUUGGGCACGGGGAAGUUCUCAGAGGCCCGAGGGGAUGUGACCCAGGUGGUGAACUAUGCAGAGGGUUGUGCCCAGCAGUUUGCAGGGAGGAGCGACCCACUAGUCCCUUGGACCACCGGAGUGCACGACUUUGGCACCGUGGCGGCUGAUAUUAUCAGGUCAUUGGGUUGA